AUGUCAUCAGCCAAGGUCGCCCCUUCGAAAGGUCGUAGGACAUUCACACCUCGACCAGCUCGCUCGGCAGAAGAAAGAUUACCAAACUUGUACAGAUCAUUGACCGAUCAGGUUGAUGAUGGGUAUUUCACCAAUGCCAUCAAGACUUGUAAGAAGAUCCUCAUACUCGAUCCAAAGUCUCAAGCAGCCUAUCAAACCCUGCUCUUUCUCCAUCUACAAACGGACGAUUACUCUUCAGCUAUAACGUUAUUAGAUAACGCGCUUAAGGACUCAAAGGACUCAUUCGACUUCGAAAGAGCCUAUUGUCUCUAUAGAUUACAUAGGGAGAAGGAGGCGUUGGAAUUGAUAGAAGGCAAAGAAGGCAGGAAAAUACAUCACUUAGAAGCUCAGAUCAGAUACAGAUUAGGAGAGUAUCAACGUGCUCAAGAGAUCUAUGAUGAUUUGUUAGUGGAUGUCAGCUCGUCAUCCUCCGAACAUUCAGAUAUCCUCACCAACCUGAACGCCACUACAUCCCAUCAAACUUUUUCAACAUCAACCUAUAAGUCCCACUUAUCCACUACGGACGAUCUGGAGAACAGCGUACCUUCUUUGCCAACCGGAUGGUCAAAAGUCCCAUCAACAGAUAAGAAAUCUAUCUCUACCAACGCCCCUAACACAGCAUCAUCCUCCAACGCGAAGGCUACAGCGGAUAAAGAGAAGAAGGGUAAAGACGGGGAGAAGAAGAGGAAACAUAAGCUGCCUAAAGGUGCGGUUGUUGGGAAACCUUUUACCGAAGAUCCCGAACGAUGGAUCCCUCUCAAACAACGUGCAUCCUACAUCUCUGCUCAAGCUAAGAAGAAAGGUGGUAAAGAAAGUAUGGGAACGGGAUUCACUCAAGGAAGUACCGCUCAACCUUCGCACACUUCUGGAGGAGGCGGCGGCGGCGGUGGCAAGAAUAAGAAAGGGAAGAGAAAGUAG
Molecule: messenger RNA, 957 nt
Organism: Kwoniella botswanensis
Lineage: Eukaryota; Fungi; Basidiomycota; Tremellomycetes; Tremellales; Cryptococcaceae
Exons: 5
Coding region: 1-957 (318 amino acids)
Biological process (GO): SRP-dependent cotranslational protein targeting to membrane
Cellular component (GO): signal recognition particle, endoplasmic reticulum targeting
Molecular function (GO): 7S RNA binding; ribosome binding; protein binding
Source: RefSeq, a predicted model, not a curated record